This is a messenger RNA of Dunckerocampus dactyliophorus (ringed pipefish), 2519 nucleotides long. RefSeq names its product transglutaminase 2b (gene tgm2b). Gene Ontology annotation, molecular function: protein-glutamine gamma-glutamyltransferase activity. Gene Ontology annotation, biological process: peptide cross-linking. Lineage: Eukaryota; Metazoa; Chordata; Actinopteri; Syngnathiformes; Syngnathidae. The coding region runs from base 135 to 2174 and encodes 679 amino acids. The transcript is spliced from 13 exons. The record is from RefSeq and is a predicted model, not a curated record.
CUCGUCACGCCCACAACACACUGGCAUGAAGUGGAGGAGGACGAAGAGUACAAAUAACACACAGAUGACCGCAAACAUCACUUCAUUUCUCCUGAGCUGCUCCCCUCACGACACUCCUACCCACAAACACAGCCAUGGCUCAAGCGCUGGACAUUGAUCGCUGGAACUUGGAGUGUGAGUUCAACAACACAGACCACUAUACUGAGCUCAACGGUGUGGACCGCCUGAUAGUGAGGAGGGGCCAGCCAUUCACCAUCAGCCUGUACCUUCGCUCAGGAAGCUACCAACCAGGACUCAGCUCUCUGGACUGCAUUGCAGAGACAGGUCCACAACCUUCUGAGCAGUAUGGCACCCGGGCCUCCUUCGGUCUGUCUGCCAGCAUUGAUACUUCUCGCUGGAGUGCCGCCGUCAUUAGCCCCCCUGGAGACAUGGUGGCCCUGUCUGUCUGCGCCGCCCCUGAUGCACCCAUAGGACACUACACCCUAAGCCUCGGGCAGUCAGCACGGAUUGAUUUUAUCUUACUAUUUAAUCCCUGGUGCUCAGGAGAUGUUGUAUAUAUGAACAACAAGGAGAAUUUGGAAGAAUAUGUUUUGUCCCAGGAUGGAAUUAUCUUUCGAGGCGAUGCCAAACAUCCAAUAGCGACUCCAUGGAACUUUGGCCAGUUUGAAACUGGAAUCCUCGAUGUGUGUCUGAGAAUUCUGGAUAUGAAUCCUAAAUGUCUGCGUAAUCCAGGCAAAGACUGCUCAGGCCGGAGAAAUCCCAUCUAUGUGUCCAGAGUUCUCAGUGCCAUGGUGAAUUGUAAUGAUGACAAAGGGGUUCUGCUGGGAAACUGGACAGAUAACUUUGAGGGGGGUGUGAGCCCCAUGCUCUGGAAGGGAAGCGUGGAGAUUCUGCACAACUGGGACACACAAGCUUGUCAGCCUGUUCGCUUUGGACAGUGUUGGGUGUUUGCUGCAGUCGCCUGCUCAAUUUCCAGAGCGCUUGGCAUCCCCUGCAGAGUUGUCACCAACUACCACUCGGCUCAUGACGUUAACAGCAACCUGGUGAUCGAACGCUACAUCAACGAAAAUGGAGAACUCAUUCGAUCCAGAGAAAUGAUCUGGAACUAUCACUGCUGGGUGGAGAGCUGGAUGAUCCGACCCGACCUUACUGGUUCUGAUUAUGACGGCUGGCAGGCCAGUGACCCCACCCCACAAGAAAAAAGUGGCGGAGUGUACUGCUGCGGGCCCAUCCCCGUCAGGGCCAUCAAGGAGGGUGAUCUCAUGUUCAAGUAUGACGCUCCCUUUGUCUUUGCUGAAGUCAAUGCUGAUGUUAUCACCAUUAUGAAGAAAAAAGAUGGCAGCACAUCAGAGGUCACCUCUACUCAAGUGGUGGGAAAGAAGAUCAGCACAAAGAGCGUUGGCAGCGACAACAGAGAAGACAUUACUCAUCUUUACAAGCAUCCUGAAGGCUCUGAUGAGGAGCGGGAGGCUUUUAAGAAGGCCAACCACCAAAACAAGCUGCUCCAGCAGAAGCAAAAUGAAGGCCUGCACGUGACCAUCAAAGUCUCUGCAGAGAUGAAGAAGGGCUGCGACUUUGAUGUGUUCGCUGUGGUGACUAACAACACGCAAAGCGAGAAGAAGUGCCGCCUCCUCUUUGGAUCCUGCGCUGUAUCUUAUAAUGGCUUUCAGGGAGGGAAUUGCGGCUUCAAAGAUUUGCUCAAUGUCGAGCUCUCAGCCGGUGCAGAGAGGAAGGUUCCACUCAGGCUCAACUAUUCUAAAUAUGGCAACCUGCUCACUGAGGACAACCUGAUCCGCCUGGCAGCUCUGUUGUUGGACUACUCCACCAGCAAAGCAACUCUGGCAGUGAGAAAUAUUGUGCUGGACAAUCCAGAAAUUAAAGUCAGAAUCCUGGGUGAACCCAAGGAGAAUCGUAAGCUGGCUGCUGAGAUCACUCUAAAAAAUCCUCUGCCGGAGCCGUUGGAGAAUUGCUGCUUCAGCAUCGAGGGAGCCAAUCUGACUGGGGGUAGCGUCAUCUCUGAGAGGCUGAGCGACACAGUGGCACCUGGGGAAGACGCCAAAGUGAAGAUGUACUUCACUCCCACCCACAGUGGGCUGAGAAAGCUGGUGGUGGACUUUGACAGUAGCAAGUUGUGUCACGUCAAGGGCUACAAAAAUGUCAUCAUUGGAAAAUAAGGACUUAUGAUUAUUAAAUAAGGAAGAUGGGAGCGUGUGGCCUUAUAGCUCUUCUUUGCAUUUUCUUUAUAGCAUUGAUGUUUUUUAUUUUCAUCUAGAGCAGUAAAUGUUGCAAUGUGACGAGCAUAGUUGAACUUGUGUGAAUAUUUUUCUAUCUGACCCACCACGUAACCACAUACAGUACUUUCAAAUGUUUGGCAUUAUUGGUCGUAUGUAUUGUGAUUUUAAUGAUCUACAAUGUACAAGUGUUCUAAAAUGUAUUUUCUAAAUGUUAACAUGCCGUGUGGGUCCAAUUUUUAUGAGCACAAAGUUUUGAAGGAAAUAAAAAUGAAUUACAGUACACAA